Molecule: messenger RNA, 7648 nt
Organism: Pelodiscus sinensis (Chinese soft-shelled turtle)
Lineage: Eukaryota; Metazoa; Chordata; Testudines; Trionychidae
Source: RefSeq, a predicted model, not a curated record
CCCUGUGCGUACCGCCUGCCUGUGCACACAGCCUGCUAGCUGCAAUCCCGAGCCCCUCUCCCACCCAGGGAGGAUGGGCUGCAAGAGGCAGCAGGAGGGCAGCCCCAACCCUGCCUAGAGCUGGGCAAACAAAGGGAGCAGCAGCAGCCGGGCUGGGGUGGAUGCAAGCAACCAUGAAAGGCUGGAUCUCCGCCUCCGCCGCCGCCGCCGCCGGAGAGCUGCUGGCUGCUGCCGCCGAGGAGCAGAGGGCUCCGCUGUGAAGGGAGGAGGCGGGAUUGGUUUUGCCUCGCCAAGGUAGAAGGGGCAGGGGCCAAGGCGGCAAUAAACAUGUCUUCUUCGGCGGGGCCCCGCGGCCCUCGCCCCCCCACGGUGCCUCCCCCGAUGCAGGAGCUGCCCGACCUGAGCCACCUGACCGAGGAGGAGCGGAACAUCAUUCUGGCCGUGAUGGACCGGCAGAAAGAGGAGGAAGAGAAGGAAGAGGCCAUGCUCAAGAGAUUGCAUCAACAAUUUGAAAGCUACAAGGAGCAAGUAAGAAAAAUAGGUGAAGAAGCCCGCCGCUACCAGGAAGAGCACAAGGAUGAUGCACCAACAUGUGGAAUCUGUCUUAAAACCAAGUUUGCUGAUGGUUGUGGCCAUUUAUGCUCUUACUGCCGGACCAAGUUUUGUGCCCGAUGUGGAGGUCGUGUUUCUCUACGAUCCAACAAUGAGGACAAAGUGAACAGGAAUACUAUUCCUACCCAUAAUGGAUCACUGUCAGCAGUACCUGUAAGAGUUAUGUGGGUGUGCAAUUUAUGUCGAAAGCAACAAGAAAUCCUAACAAAGUCUGGAGCAUGGUUUUUUGGAAGUGGUCCACAGCCGCCAAGCAGUCAGGAUGGAGCACUGAGUGAUACAGCUACUGGUGGAAGUUCUGAUGCACCUAGAGAAAAGAAAGCAAGGCUUCAAGAGCGUUCCAGAUCUCAAACUCCCUUAAGUACAGCAGCUGCCUCAGCACAGGAAAUUUCUUCUUCCAGUGUGCAGUCUGACAGGAGGAAAGGCACAGAACUAUCACAACAAGCUAUGGGCCUGGAACAAAAGCAAGCUUCAUCAAGGUCUAGAAGUGAACCCCCCAGAGAGAGGAAGAAGACAGCAUUGAUAUCAGAACAGAAUGGAAAAGGAGGUCUAAAGAGUGAGCGUAAACGUGUGCCAAAGUCUUCACUUCAACAUGGACAAACAGAUGACAGGGAACGUAAAGAAAGGCAUGAAAGUAGAAGACUGGAGAAAGGCAAGUCACAGGACUACCCAGAUUUGCCAGAAAAACCUGAGGAAGGCAAGGUAGCUGAUGAGGAAAAACAAAGGAAAGAAGAUGAGUAUCACACUCGGUAUAGGAGUGACCCAAAUCUAGCAAGAUAUCCUGUAAAGCCCCAUCCUGAGGAACAACAGAUGCGUAUGCAUGCAAAAGUUUCUAAAGCACGGCAUGAAAGGAGACAUAGUGAUGUGGCUUUGGCACAUACAGAAGUGGAAGAAGCAGAUGUACCUGAAAACAAAUUAGGAAAACGCUCACAGUUACAGGGAACUCAGGACAGAAAAUCUCUUAUGGAAACUCAGAGAUCAUACUCUAUAGAAAGAACAGGUGAUGUAAGAAUUUCCGUUUCCAAACAAUUAGCUAAUCAUAGUCCACCAACUCCCAGACGCAGUCCUGUUCCCACAGAACACCUAGAACCCAAGAACCAUGAUUCCUUUAAAAAACAGAGUCGCCUCGAUCCAGGCUCUGCUAUUCUCAUGCGAAAAGCAAAGCGGGAGAAAAUGGAGACCAUGCUAAGGAAUGAUUCCCUUAGUUCUGACCAGUCAGAAUCAGUGCGUCCAUCCCCUCCAAAACCUCAUAGAUCAAAGAGAGGUGGAAAGAAAAGACAGAUGUCAGUCAGUAGCUCAGAAGAAGAAGGGGCAUCCACACCAGAAUAUACUAGCUGUGAAGAUGUGGAAAUAGAAAGUGAAAGCGUUAGUGAAAAAGGUGACUUGGAUUAUUACUGGCUGGAUCCUGCCACGUGGCACAGUAGGGAGACUUCCCCUAUUAGUUCGCAUCCCGUGACGUGGCAGCCAUCUAAAGAGGGAGAUCGCUUAAUAGGACGAGUUAUUCUUAACAAGAGAACUACCAUGCCAAAAGAGUCAGGUGCAUUACUGGGGCUAAAAGUUGUUGGAGGAAAAAUGACAGAUUUAGGACGACUUGGUGCCUUCAUUACCAAAGUAAAGAAGGGUAGUCUAGCUGAUGUGGUGGGCCACCUAAGAGCAGGGGAUGAAGUUCUAGAAUGGAAUGGUAAACCCCUUCCUGGAGCUACAAAUGAAGAAGUUUACAACAUUAUUUUAGAAUCAAAAUCAGAACCUCAAGUUGAAAUUAUUGUUUCAAGGCCUAUUGGUGACAUUCCAAGGAUUCCUGAGAGUUCCCACCCUCCACUAGAGUCUAGUUCAAGUUCUUUUGAAUCUCAGAAAAUGGAAAGGCCUUGUAUUUCUGUUAUUUCUCCAACUAGUCCUGGAGCUCUAAAAGAUGCACCACAAGUCCUACCAGGGCAGCUUUCUGUGAAACUGUGGUAUGACAAAGUGGGGCAUCAGUUAAUAGUAAAUGUUCUACAAGCAACAGAUUUGCCACCUAGAGGAGAUGGGCGUCCUAGGAAUCCUUAUGUAAAAAUGUAUUUUCUUCCAGAUAGAAGUGAUAAAAGUAAAAGGAGGACCAAAACAGUAAAGAAAAGCCUAGAACCAAAAUGGAACCAAACUUUUCUCUAUUCACAUGUACAUCGUAGAGAUUUUAGAGAACGAAUGUUAGAGAUAACCGUAUGGGACCAGCCAAGAGUACAAGAAGAAGAGAGUGAAUUUCUUGGAGAGAUCCUUAUAGAGCUGGAGACAGCACUUUUAGAUGACGAACCACAUUGGUAUAAGCUGCAGACACAUGAUGAAUCCUCACUACCUCUGCCUCAGCCAUCACCUUUCAUGCCAAGGAGACAUGUCCAUGGUGGAGAAAGCACUAGCAAAAAAUUACAAAGAUCUCAGCGAAUCAGUGAUAGUGACAUCUCAGAUUAUGAUGUUGAUGAUGGUAUUGGAGUAGUUCCUCCAGUAGGUUAUAGAUCUAAUACUAGAGAAAGUAGAUCUACAACGUUAACUGUGCCAGAACAGCAAAGAACAACACAUCAUCGUUCACGAUCUGUAUCUCCUCACCGUGGUGAUGAUCAGGGCAGGACCCGUUCACGUUUACCAAAUGUGCCAUUACAGAGGAGUUUAGAUGAAAUUCAUCAAAUGAGAAGAUCACGUUCUCCAACUAGACACCAUGAUGCCUCCCGAAGUCCAGUUGAUCGCAGGUCCAGAGACAUGGAUAAUCAGUAUUUGUCAGAUCAUGAAAGUGAGCUUCUUAUGCUGCCCAGAGCAAAACGAGGAAGAAGUGCAGAGUGCCUACAUACCACCAGAAAUUCUGUUAGGCACUGUAAAACAUUACCACCCAAGAUGCCUUUACUAGAGAAUGGUACUCACUGGAAUAUUUACAGCUCAACUCUGCCUGCAUAUGCUAAAACCAAAUCAGUGACUAGACAGGAUAUUGCUCUCCUUCGUGAUUGCCUUAAUGCACAAAUACCGAGAUUUACAGAUGAACUGUUGGUUAGUGAACUGCAGCCCUCCCUUGACAGGGCUAGGAGUGCUAGUACCAACUGCUUGAGACCAGAUACUAGUUUGCAUUCACCAGAACGAGAAAGGGGUAGAUGGUCCCCCUCCCUAGAGAGGAGACGACCUACUAGUCCCAGGAUUCAUAUCCAGCAUGCAUCUCCGGAGGAUGACAGAACAAGGACGCUGGAGUCUUGCAUUGCAAAACAGGACAGUAUAAACCACCUAAGUGCUAAACCUGGAGCAACACAGAGGCAGCCCAGAAAAGUGGAAAGAUAUAACAGCCAAAAACAGACUAGAAAAGACUCCGCAUCUGAAACAGAAAGGGUUCUGCUACCCUGUCUUUCUAGAAGGGGACUUCCAACCCCAAGAACAACUGAGCAGCCAGUCAUUAGGGGAAAGCAUCACACUCGCUCAAGGUCGAGUGAGCAUUCUAGUGUCAGACCAUUAUGCUCUAUACAUCACCUAGUCCCUGGAGGGUCGGCGCCACCUUCUCCACUUCUGACAAGAAUACACCAACAAGGAAGUCCAUCUCAGUCACCUCCCACAGACACAUCGGUCAACAGUCGUAGGGGAAGACAGCUUCCACAAGUUCCAGUAAGAAGCAGCAGUAUAGAGCAAGAACAAGAGAAUUAUAACUCUUCCUCAAAAGCAAGCUUAGUAGUGGAGGAGCAAACACGACAGAUGAAAAUGAAAAUGCACCGAUAUAAUCAGACAACAGGGUCUGGUUCUAGUCAAGAAUAUGAGCGUGAGCAAUAUACCAAGUAUAACAUACAAACAGAUCAGUACAGAAGUUGUGAUAACGUCUCUGCCAAAUCAUCAGAUAGUGAUGUCAGUGAUGUGUCAGCCAUUUCCCGUACCAGCAGUGCCUCACGCCUCAGCAGCACAAGCUUUAUGUCAGAGCAAUCUGAGCGCCCUAGGGGCAGAAUCAGGUCAAAGUCCUUAGAGAGCUGCAAAAAUGAUGUCAAAAAAGAAAGAAGGAUAUCAUGGGAAUUAGAUGACCAAACGGGGCACACUGAAAAGAAACUGGAUAUGGAAGACAAGAAAAGGAGAAGGCAUUCUGUUGCUGAUUUGAGUACGUUUACCCCUAAAAUGCAAGGCAGACGGAUGGGGACUUCAGGGAGAAUCAUCACAAAGAGCACAAGUGUGAGUGGAGAGAUGUACCAACUGGAACAUAAUGAUGGGAGUCAAUCAGAUACUGCUGUUGGGACAGUUGGAACAGGUGGAAAGAAAAGACGAUCCAGCCUCAGUGCCAAAGUGGUUGCCAUAGUUUCUCGAAGAAGCAGAAGCACAUCCCAACUUAGCCAAACAGACUCUGGCCACAAGAAGCUAAAAAGCACGAUACAGAGAAGCACAGAAACAGGGAUGGCAGCAGAAAUGAGGAUUCGUAUGGUUCGGCAGCCAAGUCGUGAGUCCACCGAUGGCAGCAUAAACAGCUACAGCUCUGAGGGGAACUUAAUAUUCCCUGGAGUGCGGCUGGGUGCUGACAGUCAAUUUAGUGAUUUCCUUGAUGGACUUGGGCCUGCACAGUUAGUAGGUCGACAGACACUAGCAACCCCUGCUAUGGGUGAUAUUCAGAUUGGAAUGGUGGAUAAAAAAGGCCAGUUAGAAGUAGAAGUCAUUAGAGCCCGAGGCCUCACACAAAAACCUGGCUCAAAAUCUACCCCAGCUCCCUAUGUUAAAGUAUACCUGUUGGAAAAUGGAGCCUGUGUAGCCAAGAAAAAGACAAGAAUUGCACGGAAAACACUUGAUCCUUUGUACCAACAGACACUGGUUUUUGAUGAAAGUCCACAGGGUAAAGUCCUCCAGGUGAUAGUUUGGGGAGACUAUGGCCGAAUGGAUCACAAAUGCUUCAUGGGUGUUGCACAAAUCCUUCUGGAGGAACUUGAUCUGUCCAGUGUAGUAAUAGGAUGGUAUAAAUUAUUUCCACCCUCAUCGUUAGUGGAUCCAACCUUGACUCCCCUGACCCGCAGGGCUUCCCAGUCAUCUCUGGAAAGUUCAACUGGGCCUCCCUGCAUUAGAUCUUAGUGAACUUAUAGCAGAUGCUAUCUAAUAAAAAUGUUACCACCCAGGAUAACAAUCAGAACCAUAUUCGUAUAUGAUCAAAAACAUUGUUGGAGAGAGACAAUCACUUCUGUUUUUGCCUGUAGUAGUUAUCCAAAAUAUGUCUAAAUUAUUUGUUAAAAAGAUGGCUUAAAUUACCAGAACAAAGUAGUAUAUCAAAUACAGUAAGUUCAAUCUACUAGCGGCAGUCACUGAUGCUUAUUACAAUUUUUAAAAAGAGGGGGAUCUUUAGAUUAGAAUAAAAUAAAACAAAACUGGAAGCUCUCACUCUGUUAAGUGCUGUAUUUUUCCACAUUUUGACAGAGCCCACUAGCAGUGUUAACCUCCUGGUGUUUCAGCAGUUUUUCUGUACCUGUUACUUUCACUAGUUUUUUGCUGUGUGAUUCUGCCAGUUUUGUAAAAGUCCUCACAAUGCUAACAGAGACCCUUCCUUUCGUUUUCUAAACCAAACAAAAAAGGGCUGAACUAUAUCUCUGUAAGUAUCCCUUCCAGUGUUCAACAGCCAGAAUUAUCAUACAUGAUGCCACUAAGGUCCUCAUUGCUUCUUAGUUCUGGUUCUUCCAAGUCUUUCAGGUGAAAACCCAGAACAAAUGACCAAUCCAGAUCAUUUCAUUAACAACAACAACAACAAAACCACAGUGCUAGUUUUUCUUUGUAAAAAGCAAAUAUGUUUGCAUUAUAUAUAAUGUUUUUUAUGUUGUUUUGCAUGGGAGAGUUUUGAAGAAAUCUAUCUGCAACUGAUGCUGGGGUCUGAUAAAAGCAGCUUUAGUCUUAAUUUUGACACUGAAAAUAUUACUGGUAAUGCAGUUUUCUUCCUAAACUCAGAGAGGAAGUAUUUACGUCCAUGUGUACAAAUGUAUAUUUGACUUCCCAAAAUGUGGACCAGGAAUGGGGUUGAGCAUAUGACACUUUUAGCUGUACCCAGGUGUCUCUGAUGUGUGUCACUUUAGAUACACAUGUCUGCCCUGGAUAGAGCAUGGUAUGAGUUGUUCAGUAUUUCACUGGAAAUGCCAGUUGAAAUAUUCUGCACUUACUAAUGUUUUUAUCAAAUUUUAGUUUACAUUUCUUUGAGAUUGAUGCAAGCACAAAGCUUGAUUUUUUAACGCGAGAUAUCUUACAUUUUUGGUAAAAAAAACCCUCAAAUUUCAAUUUGCAUUUUAUUCAUUUGAGUUCUUGGCCUUGAAAUCCCAUGUGAUUAACUGUAAAUGUGCUAAAAACUGCAGACUCUGUUGGUUCAGUUAUAUGUUUUCCCUCCUUUUACAGGCCAUUCAAUUUUGUGAUCACACAAAUAGGGCAGCAUGACCUGGAACUGUUCAAAGCUGCAUGCACGUUUUGUAAAAAGAAGCAAAAAGGUUAUUUAAUAAUGUAUGUUAGUUCCACAUAGGCCAGCUUGUAUGUUGCAUGUACUUGUACAGUUUGCUCGUAAUUACUAUACUGAAGUAACCAAGAAAUCUAAGCCAUCCAUUUUUCUUAUAGACAUUUUGCAGGUUUUAGCCAGGCAAGGUCUGUUAGUCUGGUGCUAAAUGUCUAUAGAUGGACUUUAUUUUUUACCCUAUGGAAAACGUGAUGUAGUAUGGACCAAAUUCCUUCUAAUAAAUAUUUUGGUGUAGAUUCCUACUGUGGGGCUGUAACACAUGUAGAAACUCUGUGCACACUAGGUUUUAAUUCAUAGACAUACUGCCUGCACCAAGUGAACUAUUUAUUAUUAUUUAACAUGCCAGAACUAUUCUGCCCAUGGUUCCAUAGGGCAUAGAUUGAUUACUGCUCGACCUGCUGAGCAGGAAGAACUGAAGCAUUGGUGCACUACUACUAGAUUUUGUUCUGUCUUAGUGGCCAAAAAUCAACUAAUUAUAAUUCGGUAGUAUCUUUCUAUUUUGACCACUUGUCUUAACACUCCCCUGUGCUUUUAAAUGAACUCCCAACUCAUGUUAUGUAAACAUGUUUAAUAAAAUUUCCUUUUCAUGUC